Pogonomyrmex barbatus (red harvester ant) is the source of this 859-nucleotide messenger RNA. RefSeq names its product calcium and integrin-binding protein 1. The record is from RefSeq and is a predicted model, not a curated record. Gene Ontology annotation, molecular function: calcium ion binding; magnesium ion binding. Lineage: Eukaryota; Metazoa; Arthropoda; Insecta; Hymenoptera; Formicidae.
GGAUAAUUGAAUUGUUUGCAAGAAGAUUAUACAAUUGUUCUGCCAGAAUGGGCGCAGGAAAAAGUCAGUUUACGGAAGAGGAGUUGCAGGAUUAUCAAGAUUUGACGUACUUUACAAAGAAGGAAGUCUUAUACGCACAUCAAAAAUUCAAGGCACUUGCACCAGAGAAGGUUGGACAUAACAAAAAUGCAAAGCUACCUAUGUCUAAAAUUCUACAGUAUCCUGAAUUGAGAGUAAAUCCUUUUGGUGACCGGAUCUGUAAGGUCUUCAGUUCUAGUCAGGAUGGUGAUUGCACCUUCGAGGAUUUUCUUGAUAUGAUGUCUGUAUUCAGUGAUGCUGCACCAAAAGCUGUAAAGGCUGAACAUGCAUUUAGAAUAUUUGAUUUUGAUGGUGACGAUAUGCUUGGUGUGGGAGAUUUACGACAAGUGGUCGACAGAUUGACUGCACCUCAGAGAUUGAAUGAUAAUGAUAUGCAACAGCUUCUUCAAUAUAUUCUCGAUGAAGCCGAUUUAGAUGACGAUGGUGCACUCAGUUUCGCUGAAUUUGAACAUAUUAUAGAAAAGAGCAGCGAUUUUUCUAAUAACGUUAAAAUUUUUUCACAGGAGUUUUUGCAUUCGUUUAUAAAAGUACUAUCAACGACAAAUUCACUAAUGAAAGACUGAACAAUAAUCGAUAUUUAAUUAUGCUAAUGGACACGGGCCUAACACAUAUUUAAAAAAAAAAAAGACCAUUGUCUGUAAAAUAUCAAGGCUCUACAGUUUUGCCUAAGUCAAUUUUACAAUCUCAUAAUCUUAUUAUCGAAUUUAUUUGUGAUUUAUAUAAUAGAAGAAGCAAACGUAAUUAUAAUAUAUACUUAUGA